CAGCCACCAUAGCCACAGCCAUAGAGACAGUGAGGCCGAGAGCGAGAGCGAGAGAGCGCGCGCGCACGCCACCGUGCUCCAUUGGCCACCGCGUUGCCAUCGCCACGCAUUAAACUACUCCUCUCCCUGCCGCGCGCUAGCUCCAUCCACCCCUCCUCCUCCUCUUCUUCCUCCUCGGUGAUCCAUCCAUCACACGGCUGAUCGAUCGGUCGAGUUGGCGGCCAUGGACGGGGAGGAGGACAGCGAGUGGAUGAUGGACCUGGUGGUCGGGGGUGGCAAGGGCGGCGGGAAGGGCGGCGGGGCGGACAGGAAGAAGCGGUUCAGCGAGGAGCAGAUCAAGUCGCUGGAGUCCAUGUUCGCGACGCAGACCAAGCUGGAGCCGAGGCAGAAGCUGCAGCUGGCCAGGGAGCUCGGCCUCCAGCCCCGGCAGGUCGCCAUCUGGUUCCAGAACAAGCGCGCCCGCUGGAAGUCCAAGCAGCUCGAGCGCGAGUACUCCGCCCUCCGCGACGAUUACGACGCCCUCCUCUCCAGCUACGAGUCGCUCAAGAAGGAGAAGCACGCGCUCAUCAAGCAGCUGGAGAAGCUGGCGGAGAUGCUGCACGAGCCGCCGGGGAAGUACGGCGAUAAUGCCGGCGCCGGCGCAGGGGACGGCGCGCGCUCCGGCGGCAUGAAGGAGGAGUUCGUCGACGCGCGCGCCACGCUCUACUCGUCGACGGAGGGUGGCGGGACGGCGCCCAAGCUGGUCUCCCACUUCGGCAGCGACGACGUCGACGCCGGCCUCUUCCUCCGGCCGUCCUCGCAGCACACGCCGCACUCCGCCGCCGCCGCCGCCGGCGGCUUCACGUCCUCCGACCCGGCCGACCACCACUCCUUCAACUUCCACUCGACCUGGCCGUCGUCCACGGAGCAGACCUGCAGCAGCUCGCAAUGGUGGGAGUUCGAGAGCGAGUGAGCCACACCCACACACAACUCAAGUAGCUACGCCCCCACCAUGGAUGAUCCACCAUGGCCACGGAUCACACAGAAUUUCGCCGCGGGAACGACUCAAAACCAAACCAAACCACUGGGAUCACACCAAAACACAGGAGAAAGAAUGAGACGAUCAACACCCAAACCAACAGUGAUGUGUACAUAGCUUUCUGUAGAUCAAAGCCCCAGGCAGUUUCUUCUCCAUCCAUCGAUCAAAAAAUUCUCUCUUUUUCCCCCCCUCCUAGUCUUCUUCUUACUAGACUCGAUGUUGUUAUCACAGCACCACAUCAUGUAAUCCAGCAACACGCCGCGAGAUGAUUAAAAGGUUAAGAAAAAAAAAGGCUUAUAGAGUUCGUUCA
This is a messenger RNA of Oryza brachyantha (malo sina), 1328 nucleotides long. Its product is annotated as homeobox-leucine zipper protein HOX6-like. Bases 224 to 952 code for a protein of 242 amino acids. Gene Ontology annotation, cellular component: nucleus. Lineage: Eukaryota; Viridiplantae; Streptophyta; Magnoliopsida; Poales; Poaceae. The transcript is spliced from 2 exons. Gene Ontology annotation, biological process: positive regulation of DNA-templated transcription. Gene Ontology annotation, molecular function: sequence-specific DNA binding; DNA-binding transcription factor activity, RNA polymerase II-specific. The record is from RefSeq and is a predicted model, not a curated record.